Molecule: messenger RNA, 7889 nt
Organism: Saccoglossus kowalevskii
Lineage: Eukaryota; Metazoa; Hemichordata; Enteropneusta; Harrimaniidae
Source: RefSeq, a predicted model, not a curated record
AUGGAGCCAGAUAUACAGCAUUUUGUACCGCAAGGUACCAUUCCGACGGAAGGAGAAUUCGUCAAAUAUCUUUGUGAUCGCACAUUUGUCGACUAUUUCAACGUGUUUCUGUCGCUUCCGGUAUUUGCACAGAGACUCAUCUACCGUUACUCGUUGCAGUCAUUUGAACUAGAUCCACCACUGAAGAGAAGUCAAUAUGAUUUGGACAAAGUCUGGUUAAUGGCUUGGGUACGGACACAGAGGGCGCCACUGUUUUUCAAAACUGAUCUAUUCAAUGAGUUUUUGUUAUGCAAGUAUUUACAGAAAACAGUACUUCGUUUGUCGGCAAGUUCGCAUGACAUUUGUUACAGUGCCGUGAAAUCCAAACGUGAUGAACAUCUUAUGUUAAAAUGCAUUGGUAAGGUUUCUGGAAUGAGAAAGUUUCGUAAUUUUCUGUCAACUACGGCAGGAGCCAAUAGUUUCAAGUUCUGGCUAGAUGCCGAACAGUUCAGAAGAUUACCGAUAUCAGACACCGAAAAGCAUCGUGAGCUCUUUCGCCAAAUUCAGUCGAAGUACUUCAAAAAUGGUGCGGCGCUCGAGUUGCCUGAAAAUGCUAAAUGGGUUGCUUUUUCAGAUAAUUCAGAUACAACCCGCUCCAUGAGCUUUGACGGUGGGUCCUCUCGAUUUCCGUCACCGGAUUUCAAGUGUCGAGGAAAGCGUGGCAGCAUCGUCGGCAGCGGAGUGGAAUUCAGCGGAAGACUGCGCUCAGGAUCCAUAUACGGUGAUCACAACGUAUCUAUCUUUGCAAACAACGUGUUCGUCGCGAUGCAGAAUUUCGUUUUGAAGACUCUGCGGACGUACUGGUUGCCGAGAUACGUCAUUCACUGUAAAGUCACGUGGCACAAACGAGACUGCAACUUUGAUUUGUCGAUACAACCACCUGUACAAUCAGAUUUCGAACAGGCGGUUAUGGACAUCGUUGAUGACAUGGGGGAUGCCGGGAAGAAGGCGAGGCAACAGUUUCUGGACAAACAGAAAUUUAGCCAUUUGAUGUCUAUGUUUAGGUCGACUGAAAUACGAGGACCUCUUGAACUUAUUGAGGAGGACGACGAGUUCCAGUUGUCGGACGAUAGCAGUAGCAGUAGUAGUGAAGAGGACAUAGUCGAUGAAUUCUCAGAUGGUGAAAAAAAUCAAGGUGGUGAAAAAGAAACUGAGAGCACAGGGCGGAAGAGCACGGGGCGUAAGAGCCGUGGGGCCGAGUUCGCAUUACCUACUUUAGAAGAAGGCGAAGAGGAAGAGGAGGUGGAGGAAAUAGCGGUGAGUAGUCCUGAAGACAGUCCGCAACCAAAAGAGCAACCCAUAGUCGCGGACAAAAGCAACGUGGCUGAGGCGGAGGCGAAAAAUAAAGACGCGAAGAAUAAUGUUUUAGAUAAAUAUAAACGUCGAAAUAGCAAGCUUGGAAGUUUCCAUUCAACUGGCUCGUCGAAGGAUAGUUUACUGUCUUUGGGCGGAACUGACACUAAUAGUUACUACAUGAUGUCAAUUUCCGGUAAGAUACGACGUAAAACUGCCGCCAAUCCAACUAAGAAACGACGUAAACACAUACCUGGAGAAAAAUCCAAUCAGAUGUCUUACGUGUUUGACUUCGAGACCAUGACACUGAUGCGACGAGACGAGUUCGAUAAACUGAAAAAAGAACGGAAACAGAGAGACAAGGAAAGAAAAAAAGAAGAGAAAAGAUUAGCUGCAAUAGAGGCUGCGGCGUUGACAGCUAUGUCGAAAUCGAAAAAGGGUAAACAACAAGUAAUGUCUGGCAGUAAAGGUUCGAUUAAAGAUGGGGGGAAAGGCAAAAGGGGCAGUUUACCACCAAUAGCGAACAGAGGAAGACGAGAUACAGUGUUUGCUCAUCGGGCGCCAACUGUUGAACUAUUAAAAGCACACGGCAAAAAACGAAAAGGUUCCCUGAAAACACCAUUACCCAGUAACAACAAACAAAAGCGUAACUCUAUUACCGGCUCUACAAGCGGCAAAUCAUCGCCAGGUUUAAAACUUUCCAAAGACACGAUGGGCAUUUUGAACCACGUGACACUGUCGAAUACCUCGCAAAGGUUGUCAUCGAAAUCACGUUCUCAAGACUCGCCAACUAGUCGCAACAAGAAGGAGGGUGAGAAGGAGCACGAAAGGACAUUCGAUGAGCAAACACAUGAUGAUGACGAAUUACUAUUACACCUACCCGAUAUAUGUCUUUCGGAAGAGAUCAUAACACGAGGCAUUCGAGAAGGCGAUGGUGACUUCCGUCGUCCGAACUCCAGAGGACGAAGAUCAUCGUCUGCACAGAGUGAGCAUCAGAGUUACGAUCUGUUUCCCAGACUCUCCGAGGAGAAACUUCACACGGCAGCGCCGGUCAGCAAGCUCUGCGAUGGCUUUAUUGAUUUCCAUCUUGGUGAAACUAACUACAAAUACACCCACAUAGGUUUGGUUAACGCCAUUGCUGCUGAUAGACUAGCGGGUAUGCCAUUUCGUACAUACCUCCAAAAACAUAGGCAAGUUAAAAUGAUCAAUUACUUGACCUUCUGGAACAAAUCUCAAGAGUACUUGGCCACUGAAUAUUAUCACAGUGACACAACAGACCGCUCUAUUAAGUAUCGCUGUGCUAAGGAGAUCAUCUCAAUGCAUCUUGUCAAAGGAGGAAAGUCGUCUGUGAAUAUAGGCGAACAGUUGGCCAAUAAACUGGUUGAACUUCUUCCCGAGGGCCUAGGAAACCAACUGUUGAUGCAUGCUCAAGAACUAGCAUGCGAGGCUCUUAAAGAUUCAUGGAUGAUUUUCCAGAAAUGCGACGAGGAACGUUUCUUAAGACAUACAACUCGAAGAAAGAAGGUUCCUGAACACGAGGCAACCAAGGAAGACAUAGGCAGAGUUCGGGGCACUGGCUUCCCAGACGGCCUCCCUCAAAUUUCCAAGCCAGUACACACAAAGAACAAGAAAGGCGCCGCUGUUCUACCGUCUGCUAGGACUCAGCGUGAAAGAUUCGACGAGUACCAUGACGACAAAGAGACAAGACCGCACACAGAACAGGCGCCACCUAACGUUAUCGCACCACACCGAAUGGCAAGGGCGCUUAAGCUGGCGGGAGGAAUUUCUCAACUCGGCAUUGAAAAAGACGAAAUCAGCGACCUGAGCGAUAUUGACGAUGAAGACGAUGAGGGGAGUCUUAAGAGAAGGGAACAAGUGGUCAUCAGAAGACGUAAGCCGGUCGAGAUAAUACGUAUGACACCACGUGUUGCAAGUCGGUCAGCAGGUACAGCAAGUGGACUGCUAAGCGGCAUGAGUAGACAUAGUGUUAUGAGUAUGUCAGAAAUUCAGAUCAGAGAUCGGGCUUCUGGUGAUCAGCCAUUUUUAUUGAAAAGCAUCCAAAAAAACGGGCGGACAAUCAAAAGACCACCAAGACCAAGAAAUUUCUACGAGGUUCUUCGUGCAUCCGAUCAUUUGGAAUACUUUAAGCAGUUCUUAAUGAAAGAGAAGUCGGAAACACCGCUGUUAUUCUGGCAGGCUGUAGAGACUAUGAAACAGUGCAAAGAUGCCAAGACGAGGUCCAAAAAAGCAACCGCCAUUGCCAGGAAAUUCUUCAGCAAAGCGACAGGAUCAGGUGCAGCGUUAGAAUGUAGAGCCGAAGUUAUUGGAGAAAUUCCAAAAAUGACCAAUGUGACGCCGCCAAUGUUGCUUUCUGCACAGGCUUGUAUCGUGAAAAGUAUGGACGAACAAUGGUUCCAGAGAUAUUUUGACACAUUUCCAAGUGAUGGAAUAGAACAGGAUGCCAGGCAUCAGGAGGUAUCGGCUGCCCCAGACAAAAAAUUCUGUCGCGAAAAAACGAAAGCCUUCUGGGCUAUGUUCAUCCAAAAUGUGAUCAGUUUCCGCCGAGGCCUCAUGACGCCAGCCACCCUGAACCUCUUCAAACAAUUUUUAAAAGACGAAAUAGCAGCUGACUUGGAAAAACAAAGGAUCACGGGAAAUACCAGCAGAAAAGUGAUCAGUCACAAAAUCAUUAGCGUUGAGAGACUAGAAAGUGACCUGGCUUUCUGGGCUGAAGUAGAGAGAUUUAAAGAAUGCGUUGAUGAGGUCGCCCGUGCAGCACUCACUGGGACGUACUCGCCAGACGACGAGAUACUGGUUCACAUGAAAGCCCAAGCUAUCGUGGAUUGUUUUAUAGAAUCACAACUGCCACCAAAACUGCAGAUCAACGUAUCCCAGGACACAGCGGAUGCCAUUUUGGAUGCAUACCACAAUGGUGUUAUAGAACGGGGUCUUUUCCACGAUGCAGCCGUCUCAAUCUUCACAGUUCUUCUCCACUUUUGGAAAAAAUUCUGUAGGGAGCGGUUUAAACCGAAACAUUCGGAGAGUAGGAACACGAUUGUGCCCCACGUACCCCCGAAAAGGGUCUCGAAGAAGCAGCCAAAUUAUCUUGAAAUCAAUAAAAAGAAACUUUACAAGAUGGUGGCUGGAGCAAUAGACGACGAUCCAAUGAUUUCGUUCAGUUUCUCACAUGGUUUGCGAUUGAUAUUACCACCCCAGAUUCCCAAAGAUCUAAGAGUUGACGAAAAAAGACCUAUGUUCCUCUACAACUAUAACCAGCAUGGUCGCCAAUAUUCGAAAUUCGUCGAUGAUAAGGGAUGCAGAUUCUCGCGGCUUGCAGAUCUUCGAAAACUGAAGCUACCAGGGACCGGAGACUUCGGUGAAUCGUCAUCAUCCUUACCAUGGCUCCCCGCUUCGCCUGGCGAUAUAUGUGAGCUGAGUAGAACAAACAAAUAUCUACAAGAAGAUUCUCAUGGAUAUAUAUUUUCACCAAAUUAUCCAAACAAUUAUAGUCAUGACAAAUCAUGUGAAAUUAAUUUAAUUGCUCCACAAGGAUUCUAUAUAAGAACACAUUUUCUGGAUUUUAAUAUAGAACGUUGCAAUAAUGGAUGCAAUUGUGAUAACCUAAUUAUUGUUGGUGAAGAAUUAACAACUCCUUCACCAUCUCUAAGAAGACACUACUGCGGUUAUACAUUGCCACAUGAUUCUAUUUCAGUGCAAAAUACAAUCAAAUUAAUAUUUUAUUCAGAUACAACUAUUAGUAAGACUGGCUUCAAGAUGGAAUUCAUAGUAGUUAAAAGUGAAACACCUUGUGGGACAAGAAUAAGUGUAAACUCUGACAGCCAUUAUACAGAAAAGAAAUCAUCAAUAUCAAGUCCCAGUUUCCCAGAGCCUUAUCCUUCUUAUCUGCAUUGUAUGUAUCAUAUUGAGGCAAAUUAUGAUGCAAGAAUUAGAAUUUUAUUUGAGGACUUUCAAUUGGAAAGUACAUCAGAAUCUUGCCAACACUACGUCAAGAUAUGGAACUCAUCAGAGUUAGAUGAAGACUCAAUAGUUGGUCAAUACUGUGCUGACAAAAGACCAACACCAUUCCAAUCAACAGGUCAAGCAGUAACAAUUUCAUUUUUUGCCAAUAAUAAUACAAAUGGUGUUGGAUUUAAAUUCUCUUAUGAAAUUGUCACAGAUUGUGGACAUAGUACGUUAGAUCCAAUUGGAGGAUCAUUAAUUAAGGAACCAAUUAUGUCUGAUUUCUCUGUUGCUGGUGGACGUAUAUAUUAUGACUGUGUUUGGACAUUGUCUGCUCCAGCAGGCCAUAGAGUACUUCUUUAUAAUAAACUUUUUCCACAUACUGUUUCAGAUGAAUUCAAUUCUGUAGAAAUUCGCAAUGGACGGACAUCAGUAUCUCCUUUACUACAAACAGAGAAUGAUCAUUGGUCAACUGCAACAUUAACUACAAGUAAUUGCGUAUAUAUUAGACUUACUGCAUGGUUUCAUUCCAGUGAUGCAUUUCUUAUUGUUUAUGCUUCAUUCAUUAGAGCAGAAGAUGGUAAAUGUGCUGAUAACUUUUUUCUAUGUGCGGGUGAAAUGCGCUGCAUACAUUCCAGCUUAAUUUGUGAUGGGAUUGAUCAUUGCAAAAAUGGACCAAGUGGAAAUACCAGUGAUGAUGAAAGAUCUGAGCUUUGUUCAUUCAGUACAACAGUUUUGAAUGACAAUGGAAGCACAGCAGUGAUUAUCCAAAAUACAGCGAGUCAUAAUGUAUCAAGUAAUGGGACAGAGGUCAACUCUUCAGUUUUUAGUCCAGAUAUCGCAUAUACAGUCAGUGCUAUGUCUGUUCUCACCAUGGUUAUUCUACUACUUAUUAUCAGUAUUAAAAUUUGGAUGAAUAAGCGAAAACAGGCAAGAGCUGCAUCAGCUAGCAAUGACAUUGGUUCAGAAGAUGUUUUAGAUACAAAUACAGUCACAGUUACAACUCGAACAACUCCAUUUAUAUAUAUUAAUCCAUCGUUUGAUCCAGAGAAUUUAGGGAUUGUACCUCCUCCACCUUAUGACCAAGUCAUGCAGUCUAUAGCCAGUCAUAAUGGACUAGAGUCAGGGACUGAAAAUAGAAGACACUCAAGUGACCCACCACCGUAUUAUCCCGGACAUGAAACACCAAUCAUGAAUCCAAUAUACAAUGCCCGUAAUACUGUGUGGAACAAUGGUUAUCUUGCAAGCCAUGGGUUUGAAGGUACCAACAAUAGCAUAGACUAUGGAUAUUAUGGAGGCAGUUUGCAGGUAUCUACCAGUUUACCACCCCAUAGAACAAUGUAUAAUUCUGACAAUUACAUGUGUCAAGAUGAUGACAGUCAUUAUGAAAAUGAUAUAAGUACUGAAAAUAACAAUGAUACUGCCACAAGUGAAGAUAGCCAAGAUGAUGGUAAUAUUUAUUUGGGUGAUGGAGAGGAAGAGCUUCAUGAUAAAGACAAUGAUGAUAUUCUGGAUUGUUCACUGUUAGUUGUCUCAUAUGAUAGAAAUGAUGACAAUGAAGAGGCAAAUAGCUCAACAUCAGAUAGAAACUCAGAACAGUCGUUAUACUUGGAUCCAGAAUGUUCUGUUGAAGUAACUGUCUUAGGUUGCCCAGCCAGUGAGAGUGGUGGUGCCAAGGUUGAUAUGUUAACAGCUGGUGUAUUUCAAAACAUUGAUGUAGUGAUGAAAUCACAGCCUCAACACCAUAACAUAGCAAAGGCAGUCUUACUGGACAUGCUGCAGAUGAAGGUAACUUAUAGCGGCAAACCAACGCAUGCAUCAUUACCAUGGGAAGGCAGGAACGCUCUGGAUGCGGCAGUGUUGUGUUAUAAUAAUAUCGCAGCAUUGAGGCAACAGACAAAAACAAGUAUGCAGAUACAUGGCAUUAUCAGUAAAGGUGGCGUGAUGCCAAGCAUGAUUCCUGAGGAAACUGAAAUGGAAUUCUAUUUACGAGCAGCAGACGCCAGAGAUCUCCAUAUACUGCAGCAGAAAGUAGCAGCAUGCAUCAUAGCUGCUGGGAAAGCUACUGGCUGUGAAGCACACUUUGAGUUUUCAGGGAAACCAUUUCGUAAUAUGCUUCACAAUGACGUGAUGGUAGAGCUGUUCCAGAAACAUGCCGAAAUGCUUGGAGCAAUUUUCCCAUCAGACCCCGAAGUACUUGUCACGCCUACUGGUUCAUCCGAUAUGGGUAAUGUGUCGUAUGUAGUGCCAAGCAUUCGACCCACGUUUAGUAUUGACACUCCUGCGAUUGUGAAAACGGCCGCAUACAACCAGGCUGUAGGCACAAAAACUGCACAUAAAUGCACACUGAUAGUGGCGAAAGCCAUGGCUAUGGCAGCUGUGGAAGUUCUGGAGGAACCUGAACUCUUCGAGAAGAUUAAGAAGAAUUUUGAGAUUGGAUCAAUACCACACUCGCCAAGUGAUUCAUUGAGAACUCGUUUAUCGAGUUUUGGUUUCACUAAUGGUGAUGCAAUGGAAAAUUAGUUAUUUUACAAUCCUUUGUCGCGUGGCUUGGUCAGUUACCUGUAUGCUAUUUCUAUUUAAACAGAUGUAUAUUG